Molecule: messenger RNA, 1371 nt
Organism: Ziziphus jujuba (common jujube)
Lineage: Eukaryota; Viridiplantae; Streptophyta; Magnoliopsida; Rosales; Rhamnaceae
Product: UDP-glucosyltransferase 29-like
Exons: 1
Coding region: 1-1371 (456 amino acids)
Molecular function (GO): UDP-glycosyltransferase activity
Source: RefSeq, a predicted model, not a curated record
AUGGACGCUACAAAGAGGAGUAUGAGAGUUCUAAUGCUUCCAUGGUUGGCUUAUGGCCAUAUAACUCCAUUUCUAGAGUUAGCUAAAAAGCUUGCUCAAAGGAACUUCCAAAUCUUUUUCUGUUCUUCUCCUGUCAAUCUCAAUUCCAUCAAACAUAAAAUUUCUGACCAUCCAAACAAACCCAACAACUCCAUACAAUUCGUAGAGCUCCAUCUUCCAUCACUUCCUUCACUCCCUCAAGAAAACCACACCAUGAAAGGUCUUCCAUUCCUUCUCUUUCCCAUCCUCUUGAAGGCCCUAGACAUGACAAAACCUCAACUCUCCGAUAUCAUUCAAACCCUGAAACCAGAUUUGAUCAUCUAUGAUGUUCUUCCACUUUGGAUACCUGAUUUAGCUUCUUCUCUCAAUAUUCCAUCCAUUGCCAUAAUAACUGGGGGAGUGGCCUUUGUUUGCGUAAUGUCUUUUUACCAUGUUGAAGACGAUAAACAUGUUGAUGAACGUGAAUUCCCAUUUCCAGAACUCUAUCCUGAUCAUUUGAGAAUAAAGUUUUCCCAAAUGCGCAAGUUACCUCCUCUCUCUGAUGAGCAAGGAAGAGAUAUGUCACCCCUAAGCAUGUACAAGAAAUCUAAUAGUAUCAUUCUUGUAAAGUCUCGUGAAGAACUAGAGGGAAAAUACAUGGACUAUCUUUCAGCUUCUUUUGGCAAGAGAAUUGUUCCUCUUGGUCCUCUUGUUCCAGAAUUGGUCAACAAUGACAAUGAGGGCAUGGACAUCAUCAACUGGCUCAACAAGAAAGAAAAAUCACCCACGGUGCUUGUGACUGUUGGAUCUGAGUUGAGCAUGGGUAAGGAAGAUAUGGUGGAAAUGGCUCAUGGGCUAGAGCUUAGCAAUGUGAAUUUCAUAUGGGUUAUUAGGUUCAAUGAGGGAGAGAAUAUCAAGAUUGAAGAUGUUCUUCCAAAUGGGUUCUUAGAAAGGACAACAGAGAGAGGAUUAAUUGUCGAGAAUUGGAUACCCCAAAUGAAGAUUCUGAGCCAUGAAAACAUUGGUGGGUUUGUGAGUCAUUGUGGAUGGGGUUCAGUGAUGGAGAGCAUCAAAUUUGGUGUCCCAAUCAUAGCGGUGCCUUGGGCUCUUGAUGGACCAUGGAAUGCAAGAGUAGUAGAGGUUUCUGGGAUUGGUUUGGAGAUUGAGAGGGAAAAUAAAAAUGGGAAGCUUCUAAGGGAAAGUGUUGCUAAAGUGAUUAAACAAGUGGUGGUGGAGAAAAGUGGAGAGGAAAUUAGAAGGAAAGCAAAAGAAAUGAGUGAGAGUAUUAGAAUGAAAGAUGAGGAAGUGACUAAUAGGGUGGUUAAGGAACUUUUACAACUUUGUGAUUCAUAA